Messenger RNA from Capronia epimyces CBS 606.96, 1764 nucleotides. RefSeq lists its product as uncharacterized. The transcript has a single exon. Lineage: Eukaryota; Fungi; Ascomycota; Eurotiomycetes; Chaetothyriales; Herpotrichiellaceae. The record is from RefSeq and is a predicted model, not a curated record. Gene Ontology annotation, biological process: tRNA methylation. Gene Ontology annotation, molecular function: tRNA (uridine) methyltransferase activity. Bases 1 to 1764 code for a protein of 587 amino acids.
AUGGCUGUCUCCGCCCUCAAGUCUGCGCAGGGCUGCUGGUACACCGGACCAGAGUAUGAGCAAGGUUGCCCAACCCUGACUGCGCACAAGUUCAUGCAAGUAUCUAACCUGCUCUUGGAGAAUCCGAAUCUGAACUCGACUCACCUUUUCCGUGCCGAUGUUUUGUACGACAGCGCUGGUGUCCUGAAAACUAUGGACGAAAAGGAAAGACAAUGCCAGUUCUCUAGCUGCGCGCCUCAUGACGAAGAGCCGGUCCAUGUUGUAGGAUCAGCGCCUAUCUUCGACAAUGCCAUCCUAGAGCGAAAGGUGUUGAGGAAGCUCAUCCCUCGCAAACCACAACUCGACCGGGCCCUCGAGCAGUGGUGCUUCAUCUAUAAAAAAGUCGGGACGUCUGACAUUGUCACCGGCCACCUCGUCGUCUACGUGCCCACGGUCACAUCCGAGACAGAUGUUCCUUGGUACCAUCCACCCGUCAAGUCUUUGGCCUACCUCUACGAGAACACAAGCAGUCAUCCUAUGCUGUCUGUACAUUUCUUGCCGUUCACCCACCCGGCUCCUAGCCCCUUGCCUUCGCGACUACAUCGCACCUUCAUCUCACUGCUUCACACGUUCCUCAGGCUCGCGAAGAUUCCCUCCCCGAAUCAUGCCCCCAACGGGGCCCUCGAUGGCAGCCACCCGAUCGCUUCCAGUGACGCCUCCAUGGCCCCAUCCGCACUCAAAGAUACCAUCUUACCCCAGCACAUCGUGCAGAACACGUACAGCCGUCUAAAGCAACAGUACGCACAAGACCUCAUAUCGCGUUGGGCCGAAAACACCGAGCCCUCUAAGCACGUGUUUGAGGACCUCUCGAUCGCCGCUUUUGUCAUCGAACUCUGGAAGCAGAUGUACCAGCAGCCAGAGAGUUUCCCCGGCUUCGUCGACAUGGCCUGCGGCAACGGCGUUCUGAGUUACGUGCUCAUCAAGGAGGGUUACCGCGGACGCGGGUUUGACGCUCGCAGGCGCAAAAGCUGGAAAGAGCUGGGGAUGGACGAGUACUUGGAUGAGAUGAUCUGUAUUCCGCAACCAUUCAUUGACCAUGCAUUAGCUGAUGUCAAUGAAUCCCUGCCAGGAACGCGGGUCCACAGUGGCCUCUUCCACCCGGGCACUUUUAUCAUCUCCAACCAUGCCGAUGAACUCACGCCUUGGACGCCGAUUCUUGCAGCAUUGUCAUGUCCGGAAUCUCCGCUUCCCUUCCUCUCGAUCCCGUGCUGCUCGCAUGCCCUUAGCGGGGCAAGGCAUCGCUAUUCCCCAGGAGAGAUCAAGCCGGGACCGCGGCCGACAAGGAGCGUACAUGAUAAGGAGGAACAGCCCACAGUCGGCGACUUGAAGGCAUUGCGCGCCACCAAGGCCAAAGCAGCCAACCAUACAGAUGACAAGUCCAUGUAUGCGUGCCUGACGCGCAAAACAGUCGCACUGGCUGAGGAAGUUGGGUUCGAUGUGGAGUUAACUUUGAUGAGAAUCCCCAGUACUAGGAACAUCGGCAUUGUGGGCAACAGGAGGAGAGUGGCCGUAACUCAACACUCGAAAUCGAGUGACAGAGUGACAAGCUCGUCAGCAUCCAAUGAUGCACUGCCGGUGAAGAUCCAAGCCCUGCUAGAACGCGAAUGUGCCAUGUCAGGUGGUAUCGGAGGGGCCGCGAAAACGUGGGUCGACGGAGCACGAAAACUCCAAACAGGCACAGGAAGAGGAAAGAUCAAUUUGCGUGGGAUUCCAUGUGCCGGUUGA